CUAAGCCAUGCUGACUGCCAGUGCCAGAGAUUCCCCUCUGAAUCAGUGAAUGCAAGUUCGCCAAAUUGGCACUUCUUGUUUUGUCGCGGCUGACGCCUGCGACCAACUCAAGACGCACCUUUGAGGUCCUUUGGUUUAGCUGACAUGAGGAAGCGAGCAACGCAGCAGCCGCAGGACGAUACCACCGGUGCGGCAGACAGCGAGGACAACUACUGGAAGAAGAAGGGAAAGGGGGCGCAAAGCGGAGACGUGGAAGCAAUCCCUUUUCUAAGGAACACGAGCAAGGUUGAUUGGUUUGGCAUUGGGCUGCGGGCUGCUCUUGCUUCUUUCGUCGUGCUUCUCUUGUAUUCGAAGCUCGGCGGCACGCGCGAGAAGGCGGCCGAGACGCGGCGCUUUGUGGCGAGCUUUUUUGAGGGCCCAUUUGCGUGGAGUCCACAGGAGAGCAACGCGAACUCAACUCUUGGUCCAAUGGCUGGUACUGCGUUACCAAAACGGAAGCUAGGAAAGACGGGUCUUGAAGUUUCAAUCCUCGGGUUUGGAGCGUCUCCCCUUGGCAACGUUUUUGGGGACCUGAAAGAGGCGGAUGGUGUUGAGGCGGUGCAUGAGGCCAUCAGACUCGGCAUCAACUUCAUUGACGUGUCGCCCUUUUAUGGCGCAACGCUAGCUGAGACCAACCUCGGAAAGGCGCUCAAGGACAUCCCGCGCGACAAGUUUGUGCUGUCUACCAAGGUCGGGCGGUAUGGCCAGGACGUGUUCGACUUCAGUGCGGAACGGGUCACAAAGAGCGUGGACGAGAGCCUCGCCAGGCUUAACGUCGAAUACAUUGAUAUCAUACAGUGCCAUGAUAUCGAGUACGGCUCACUUGACCAGAUCAUCGAGGAGACGCUCCCUGCCCUCCAGAAACUCAAGGAGGCCGGCAAGGUGCGCUUCAUCGGAAUCACCGGGCUUCCCCUAAAGAUCUACAAGUACGUACUGGAUCGUGUAGCCCCAGGGACCGUUGACGUCGUUCUGUCGUACUGCCACUACAGUCUGAACGACCGCAGCUUGGGCGACCUGCUGCCGUACCUAGAGGAAAAGGGCGUAGGCGUGAUCAACGCUAGUCCGCUGUCGAUGGGCCUUUUGACGGAACAAGGGCCUCCGGACUGGCAUCCCGCUUCAGACGAGAUCAAGGGGGCGUGCAAGAAGGCCGUCGAAGUCGCCAAGUCGCACGGGAAGAAUGUCACCACGCUGGCGCUGCAGUUCGCAACGGCAAAUCCGUUCAUCGCAACCACGCUUGUGGGGAUGGCGUCGCCGGCGAUCGUUAGAGCAAACGUAGAGGCGGUAGUGAACGGCGCACUUGACGAGCGUCUGUUGAAUGAAGUUGAGAGUGUUUUGUCUCCGCUUCAGAAUGCUUCCUGGCCGAGCGGUAAGCCAGAGAACAACUGAAUUGACACGACAUGUUGCUAACGUGCCGAACCCCAGCUGUAAGUCAAAAGGCACCGACUCGGUCCCCGCUCAACCUUUAAUGCGCUGUAAUGGAGAGAAACAUGAGGCAGCAAAGAGUAUCGGACUGACGCUUGCGAGUAUGCCCUGCAAUUAUUCUAGCUCGAUCGACCUUGAACAGCUAACAACACCGUAACUCGGGUGUAUAAAGAUGCUUGCUUGCUAUAUCAAUGCUGGGCGUGCACGGCCGAGAUGGUGUGGUGCGCGUCGGGCCUGGC
Klebsormidium nitens is the source of this 1700-nucleotide messenger RNA. Lineage: Eukaryota; Viridiplantae; Streptophyta; Klebsormidiophyceae; Klebsormidiales; Klebsormidiaceae. The record is from the annotation of a GenBank genome assembly.